Messenger RNA from Apus apus (common swift), 1925 nucleotides. It is a transcript of the gene ADCYAP1R1, whose product is annotated as ADCYAP receptor type I. Gene Ontology annotation, cellular component: neuron projection; plasma membrane. Gene Ontology annotation, molecular function: peptide hormone binding; G protein-coupled peptide receptor activity; vasoactive intestinal polypeptide receptor activity. Gene Ontology annotation, biological process: adenylate cyclase-modulating G protein-coupled receptor signaling pathway; cell surface receptor signaling pathway. The transcript has 18 exons. The record is from RefSeq and is a predicted model, not a curated record. The coding region runs from base 270 to 1769 and encodes 499 amino acids. Lineage: Eukaryota; Metazoa; Chordata; Aves; Apodiformes; Apodidae.
CGCCCUGCCCCGGCUUGCGUGCAGCAUCUCCAGCACCGGGACGCAUCCCUGCUGCCAUGCUCCUCACUGCUGAAUGUCACCAUGGAUGUUUGCUGGUCUCCUCAGCUGAGAUCUUAUCAGUCCUUCAUUAUUUGAUAAACCAUCAGAAAUACAAGAUCUGAGCCUUGAUGUGAGGACCUUACCAAAAGAUCUGCAGAGAGUGAGUGCUUCAGCCCUACUAAUAUUGUUAACAAGCAAAACUUCACUACAGUUCAAAAUUAAGAGAGAAGAUGGCCAUCAGUUGGAAGAUCUGCUUCUUCACUCUCAUAUUGCUUCCCAUGGUUGCAGCAACCCAUUCCAACUGCAUCAUUAAGAAGGAGCAAGAGACAUGUCUGGAGAAGAUACGAAGGGCAACUGCCCUGAACCCCCUCAAUGACUCUUCUCCAGGUUGCCCAGGAAUGUGGGACAAUAUUACAUGCUGGAAACCUGCAAGUGUGGGUGAAAUCGUCUUUGUCAAGUGUCCUGCACUGUUUAGAUUUAUCAUCUCUGAAGAUGGUUGGGAAGUAGAUAAUUUGGGGCAAACCCAUGCAGGUGAUUAUGACCUGCUGGAAAGCACAGCCCAGUCUCCCUUAGGGGACAUCAGCAGAAAUUGCACUGAAGAUGGUUGGUCUGAACCUUUUCCUCAUUAUUAUGAUGCCUGUGGGUUUGAUGAAAAUGAAACAGAAUCCGAUAACCAGGAUUACUACUACCUGUCUGUGAAGGCUCUGUACACAGUGGGAUACAGCACUUCUCUUGUUUCCCUCACCACUGCCAUGGUUAUACUCUGUCGUUUCAGGAAGCUUCACUGCACUCGAAAUUUUAUCCACAUGAACCUCUUUGUUUCAUUCAUUCUACGUGCAAUAUCUGUAUUCAUUAAAGAUGGGGUUCUUUAUGCUGAACAGGAUGGCAACCACUGUUUUAUCUCAACGGUGGAAUGCAAAGCAGUGAUGGUGUUUUUUCACUACUGUGUCAUGUCCAACUACUUCUGGCUUUUCAUUGAGGGAUUGUACCUUUUCACUUUAUUGGUAGAAACCUUCUUCCCAGAGAGGAGAUAUUUCUACUGGUACACUAUUAUUGGCUGGGGUACCCCUACAAUUUGUGUCACUGUCUGGGCAGUGCUGAGACUUCACUUUGAUGAUACUGGCUGCUGGGACAUGAACGACAACACUGCCUUGUGGUGGGUGAUCAAGGGUCCUGUGGUUGGAUCAAUCAUGAUAAACUUUGUGCUUUUUAUUGGCAUAAUUGUGAUACUUGUGCAGAAGCUCCAGUCACCUGACAUUGGGGGCAAUGAAUCCAGCAUUUACUUCAGCUGCGUUCAGAAAUGCUACUGUAAGCCUAAGAGGGCUAACCAGCACUCUUGCAAGAUGUCAGAACUAUCAACCAUUACCCUGAGACUGGCUCGCUCUACACUGCUGCUUAUCCCCUUGUUUGGAAUUCACUACACAGUGUUUGCUUUUUCUCCUGAAAAUGUCAGUAAGAGGGAGAGACUAGUGUUUGAAUUGGGACUGGGAUCUUUCCAGGGUUUUGUUGUUGCUGUUCUUUAUUGUUUCUUGAAUGGGGAGGUGCAAUCAGAAAUAAAGAGAAAAUGGAGGAGCUGGAAAGUCAACCGGUAUUUUGCUGUGGAUUUCAAACAUCGUCAUCCUUCUCUAGCGAGCAGCGGAGUGAACGGGGGGACACAACUCUCCAUUCUGAGCAAGAGCAGCUCUCAGAUUCGGAUGUCCAGCAUAAAUGCGGAGAACUUAGCGACAUGAGCAGCUAAGGAAAACCAAUCAAUCUACAAGCAAACCAAAAAACACCCCUUCAAAAAAACACACAAACAAACACAUUGUUUCAGUGGAAGAGUGGGUCUCUUUCCUUUCCUUUCCUUUCCUUUCCUUUCCUUUCCUUUCCUUUCCUUUCCUUUCCUU